Messenger RNA from Paramecium octaurelia, 318 nucleotides. The record is from the annotation of a GenBank genome assembly. Lineage: Eukaryota; Ciliophora; Oligohymenophorea; Peniculida; Parameciidae.
AUGAUUUCUUCAUCUCCUGGAUUCAAACUAACAGCAAUGAUUCCUUUGAGUAUUCAUCACAAAAUAGAAAUUAUUGAAGAUGAACCCUACGAUUUAGAAUUGGAUCACUCUAAAAUAUCCUUUAAUGAAAACAUCGUCGUGUGUACAUACAAACCGAGUUAGAGUGCUACAAUGAUUAAAAAGACAAUUUUAAAGUUGAAAGGAUAACCUAAUACAGACUGGAUAAAUCCAAGUCUAAGAACUGAAGAAAUGAAGAGAUAAACUUCUAUAUUGAGAUACUCCUAAUCUUCGACCAGAAUCUCUUCAUUUUUCUUUUGA